UAAUCCUAUUCCACUGAUCGCUCUUGCCAGUGUGCUUGCAUCUUUCUUGCGAACAGGUUUGAAGUUUUGUUCACUCUCGAGAUUUGCGGCAAAAUGGUCUGCAAGAUGUUUCUAAAACUUGUGCUUCUAACGCUAGUUGCCCACUGUGUCACGGAAGGAGCACCGGCCCAAGGAGUGGAUCCAAAUUUGAAGAGUUUUUACAUCGAAUCGGACGAUAACGAGCAAAUGUUUUCCUAUGCGACAAAAGAUGGCCAAUCGCGGAAAGAAACGAACUACUUCGAUCCGAAAACGGGCAAGCUCGUCAUCUCGGGAUGGUAUCGAUACACUGGACCGGACGGCGUGCUCUACACCGUCCAAUACGUGGCGGACGAAAACGGGUUUCAGCCACUGGGCGCUCAUCUGCCCGGAGCCGAUCCGAACCCCUAUUUGUACACCAUUUCCGUCCCAUUUGCUGGGGGCAUUUCCAAAACUGUGCUCUUAUCACUGGUUGGAUAGAAAAUGUUAAAGGCAUAUGAAACUGAUCGAACGGAUGAAUGGGAUAGGACGGGAGGUUCGUCAGGAUAGUUUGGAUUUAUCGCUCGAAACUUAUCAUAGUGAAGUUUAUAGAGGUGUUUCUUUUUUCACCUUAACGAACUCCGGGCGAAUCGUUUGCUGUCCCCCCACUCACGUAACCAAAACAAAUCAGUCCCACAGAUCAAUGAUAAUGAAUAAAACGCUAGUCGGUCGAUCAACCGUGGCUAGCAAAAUCAAA
This is a messenger RNA of Anopheles stephensi (Asian malaria mosquito), 751 nucleotides long. RefSeq names its product larval cuticle protein 65Ag1-like. The coding region runs from base 94 to 495 and encodes 133 amino acids. Gene Ontology annotation, cellular component: chitin-based extracellular matrix. The transcript is spliced from 3 exons. Gene Ontology annotation, molecular function: structural constituent of chitin-based larval cuticle. NCBI's taxonomy places the organism in Eukaryota, Metazoa, Arthropoda, Insecta, Diptera, Culicidae. The record is from RefSeq and is a predicted model, not a curated record.